CCCUGUGCCAAGACCCCGAUAUGUGCGAUCCUAACAUUGAAAACCACAGGGGAUAGCAGCACUUCGCGUGUAUGGUAUUGCUGCAACACGAUCACAACACAACCAACAGACAAGCUAGUAGCUGCACACACAAACGAGUCUCGGGGAAUUGCCACCACAACAGUUCCGUGGCGGAGAAAUACCGGCGGAAAAUCGGGAAAAUGCCCGGGACGGAGCUGUGGACUCGACCACACGCAACGCGCGGCUACGAUGUCGGAGGGUGCAAGCGCGGGACCUGCCGACGCCUCACAGGCCUCACAGGCCUCACAGGCUAGUGCUGGCGGUCCUUCCUCUGCGGAUCAGGGAGCUGCCGCUGCGGACCCGAAGGCAACCGGCGAGGCUAUCGAUGAGAUGCUAGCCGCCAACGACCCCGUCAAAAACAGCAACGGCAAACGCGCGUACCCGGAGCCCAACUUCCCGAUCGAGCGGUCAGGAGCAGUGGGAGGGAAAGGGAGCUACCCCAUCCGGUUCAAACUGAAGGCGGCGGCCUACACACGGGAGAUCUGCCCGUGCGACGGUCAACCGCGUAUCAUCGAGUGGCUGAAGCAGGAGGAGCAGCUCAAAGAGAAGGUCAGCGCCAACCCCAAGUUUUCGAAGGCCAAGCAGGUUCACAGCGGAGGGAAAGCUUCGACCGUCCACGCCGAACAAGCCCUUGUGGACUACAUCAAAGAGCAGCGCAAGCAGCACCGCGGUUGUGGUAAUCGGGAGGUGAUGAACAAGCUGCUCGAGCUGAAGCCUGACGCCCUUGGCGGGAUGCCGGCGAACGCGAAACCGGAGGAGGCGCUGGCUUUCAAGGUCAAAUUCAACUCCUGGUACCAACGGUUCCGCAAGCGGAAUGGGUUCAGCAUCCGCCGGCGUACCAGCGUGCGCCAGAAACUGCAGAAGGGGUACGAGGGUAUGGCGUCGGCGACGGUGAUGAAGCUGCGCGAGGCUCUCGUAAAGCGCGCCGGUGAGAUCUACGCUCGGCGCCACCCGCCGGCACCUGACGAGAGCCCCAUCAAAGGGGAGGAUCUGACUUCCGAGCAGCUGGCGUCUGUGGAGGCGGAGGUUUUCGAGGAACUCGGCAACAUGGACCAGACGCCAGUCCAGCACGAGAUGCCGGUGGAGACCACUCUGGAGAAGACCGGUGCGAAGGAUGCUCGCAUCAGCACAGGAGGCAAAGAGAAGGAACGCUUCACGCUCGUUCUGGCUGUCAUGGCGGACGGCAAAAAGGUUUCGCCGCGCAUCAUCUUCAAGGGCACGCCGUUCAUCCCCCCGACCGUGAGCGGCAAGGGCAAGAGCACCCUGCCGCGGAAGAACUCCGUCGCGUGAGAGUUCCAUCCUGCUAACAG
Molecule: messenger RNA, 1370 nt
Organism: Ectocarpus sp. CCAP 1310/34
Lineage: Eukaryota; Phaeophyceae; Ectocarpales; Ectocarpaceae
Source: the annotation of a GenBank genome assembly